CCAUCACGGCGUCCUACCAUCAUGCCACCAAAAUUCAUCCCUAACGAGCAAAUCACCGAUGUGCUUUCCUUGCUUCCUGUCAAAUCUCUCCUUCGAUUUAGGUGCUUGAGUAAGUCACUUGACUCUCUCAUCUCUAAUCCCAACUUCAUCAAAUUGCACCUUACUCGAUCUUCAAGGAAUGCGGACUUCACACUUGUAUCCACCUCUCAUCUCAAUGUUAUAUUCUUCACUGUUUUUCGUUUGCUCCACAACCCUCCAAUCAUUAUCAAUCUACCAGAAGAUCCUAACCAUCAACUUGCAGACAAGGGCUGUCUCUUUGUUGUUGGUUCCUGCAAUGGAUUACUUUGUUUGUUCAGUCAGUUUUUCACCUCUGAUUUUAAUAGUGUGACGUUGCUUCGUUUUUGGAACCCAGCCACGAGGAAAAUGUCUCCAAAAUUAGGGUAUUGUCUUCAUAAAGACAUGUGGUUCCAUCCUAAUUUGACAUUUGCUUAUGUCAAUUCAACUGACACUUACAAGGUGUUGUAUUUAGUUCCAGGUGAAACAAAUGUAUAUGUCUUCAGUUUGGGCGAUAAUAUUUGGAGAACUAUUCAAGAUUCUCCUGUGGAUCAUGAUUACUGGAUCAAUUUUGUGAAUCUGCAUGACUGUAUUAGUUGGUUGGCAAUUCGCAAUUAUUCUGCUCGUUAUGAUUUCAACAAUAUUACUCUUGACCAAUUUGUGAUUGUUUCUCUUUAUUUGGGCACCGAGACACAUUCUCAACUUUCGCCUCCUAUAGGUUUCAGAGAAGUCCCGAUUUUUGUACCAUAUCUAAGUUUGUUAAAGGACAAUCUUUGUUUUUCAUAUGAUUACAAACAAACUCAUUUGGUAGUAUGGCAAAUGAAGGAAUUUGGAGUUGAAAAUUCUUGGAUUCAGCUUUUUAACAUUAGCUAUCACAAUCUUCAAAUAUAUGAUCAUCACUUAAAUGAUUUGGACUUCCGUUUGUUACCAUUAUGCCUUUCGGAGAAGAGUGAUACAAUUUUAUUGAUAAGUACUCUUGAAAGUGAGGCAAUUCUUUAUAAUUGGAGACAUAAUAGAGCCGAAAGAAUCUACAAACCUUGGUUCAAUGGCAUGGAUUAUGUUGAAAGUUUGGUGUCUCUUGAAAGGUUGUAUUCAUGGGAGCACAAUUGAAGGUUACUGCAGCACACUUCAACGUUGAUCAGCUAGCAGAGAUUCAUGAA
This is a messenger RNA of Medicago truncatula (barrel medic), 1214 nucleotides long. RefSeq names its product F-box/kelch-repeat protein At3g06240. Bases 22 to 1164 code for a protein of 380 amino acids. The record is from RefSeq and is a predicted model, not a curated record. Gene Ontology annotation, molecular function: protein binding. The transcript is spliced from 2 exons. Lineage: Eukaryota; Viridiplantae; Streptophyta; Magnoliopsida; Fabales; Fabaceae.